AUGGCAACUGAAAUUUUUAAUAAGCAGAAAACCAUCGAUCUGAGACAGAAACACAUUGGUCCCUCCUGCAAGGUGUUCUUCAGCCACGACCCCAUCAAGAUCGUCCGAGCCAGGGGUCAGUACAUGUACAAUGAAAAAGGCGAGCAGUACCUGGACUGCAUCAACAAUGUCGCCCACGUGGGUCACAGCCACCCAGAAGUCAUCCAUGCUGGAGCAAAGCAGAUGGAGCUCUUGAACACUAACUCACGCUUCCUCCAUGACAACCUUGUCCAAUACGCACAACGCCUCCAAGCCACACUGCCUGAACAGCUCUCGGUCUGCUACUUUACCAAUUCAGGUUCUGAGGCCAAUGACCUGGCCUUAAGACUAGCUUGGCAGUACACUGGCCACAAAGACAUCAUCACACUGGAAAAUGCCUAUCAUGGUCAUUUGUCAUCACUCAUUGAUAUCAGUCCCUACAAGUUUCAUCAACUGGGACAUUGUGUGGAAAGCCAACAUGUGCAUGUGGCCCCAAGUCCAGACAUCUACAGAGGGAAAUACAGGGAAGACCACGGAGACCCUGCUACUGAUUAUGCAGAUGAAGUUAAAGACAUCAUUGAAAAAGCUCAUGCAAAAGGAUGUAAGAUUGCUGCUUUCAUUGCUGAGUCACUGCAGAGUUGUGGAGGGCAGGUCAUUCCUCCAGUGGGCUACUUCCAGAAAGUGGCACAACAUGUUAGAAAGGCUGGGGGCAUCUUCAUUGCUGAUGAGGUUCAAGUCGGCUUUGGAAGGGUAGGCACCCAUUUCUGGGCUUUCCAGCUGCAAGGGGAAGACUUUGUACCUGAUAUUGUCACUAUGGGCAAACCGAUUGGGAACGGCCAUCCAAUGUCCUGUGUGGUGACCACUAGAGCAGUGGCUGAAGGCUUCAUGUCAUCUGGAAUGGAGUACUUUAAUACAUUUGGUGGCAAUCCUGUAUCCUGUGCUAUUGGGCUAGCUGUACUGGACGUGAUCGAGAAGGAGGAUCUCCAAGGCAAUGCCCUGCGAGUCGGGAGAUACCUGAUGGACUUACUGGAGAAACUGAAAGAGAAACAUCCCUUAGUGGGAGAUAUCAGAGGUCGUGGUCUUUUUGUUGGCGUGGAGCUGGUGAAAGAUCGGCUUAAAAGGACGCCUGCAACAGCUGAAGCUCAGAAUGUCAUAUAUCGACUGAAGGAUCAGCGGGUUCUAUUAAGUGCAGAUGGACCACAUCGUAACGUCUUGAAGUUUAAACCACCUCUGUGCUUCACCAGAGGGAAUGCCGACUUAGUAGUUGAAAAAAUUGGCCAGAUUCUAACAGACCUUGAAAAUGUUUUGGGCCUCCAUAUGUCUGACACUACAGACCAUGUAAAUGCACAAAGCAAGCGCAAGGAGUCAGUCGAGGAAAACGGCCAUGAUAUUCAUUCUGGUGGCAUCAGUGGCAACCAUCACAUCACGAAGACUAACAAAAGACAAAGAACAUAA
Neoarius graeffei (lesser salmon catfish) is the source of this 1473-nucleotide messenger RNA. It is a transcript of the gene etnppl, whose product is annotated as ethanolamine-phosphate phospho-lyase. The coding region runs from base 1 to 1473 and encodes 490 amino acids. The transcript is spliced from 13 exons. The record is from RefSeq and is a predicted model, not a curated record. Lineage: Eukaryota; Metazoa; Chordata; Actinopteri; Siluriformes; Ariidae. Gene Ontology annotation, molecular function: pyridoxal phosphate binding; transaminase activity; ethanolamine-phosphate phospho-lyase activity. Gene Ontology annotation, cellular component: mitochondrion.